GGGCGCGAGCGGGCGGCCGCGGCGCCUGCACCCGGUGGGGCGCUGAUGCGGCGCCUGGACCUUCGCUGCGCGACUUCGGGGGCGUCGGCCGAGUUGGCACUCCGCGAUGCAGCUCCUGAAGGCGCUUUGGGCACUCGCAGGGGCCGCGCUCUGCUGCUUCCUCGUCCUGGUGAUCCACGCGCAGUUCCUGAAAGAAGGUCAGCUGGCCGCCGGCACCUGUGAGAUUGUGACCCUGGACCGGGACAGCAGCCAGCCGCGGAGGACGAUCGCCCGGCAGACGGCUCGCUGUGCGUGCAGAAAGGGGCAGAUCGCGGGCACCACGAGGGCCCGGCCCGCCUGCGUGGACGCGCGCAUUAUCAGAACGAAGCAGUGGUGUGACAUGCUCCCUUGUCUGGAGGGGGAAGGCUGUGACUUGUUAAUCAAUCGGUCAGGCUGGACGUGCACGCAGCCUGGGGGCCGGAUAAAGACCACCACGGUCUCCUGACAAACGCAGCCCCAGAGGGGCCCCGGGAAUGGCUUUGGCUCCCUGGAGAGCCCACACCUCGGCCACGGUCCUCAGUUGGCCACAGACGCCACCCAUUCUCCGCCAUCCGCCCGCCCUCCGUCUCUCUGCGGCCCGUCCAGGACAGCCCGCCUCCUCGGCAUCCUGAGCUGAGUCUGUCCGGCUGCACCGAGGAGUCCAGCCUCGAACACGGUGGGGGCUGCGCCAGGCGUCGGGGAGCCUGGCCGCUCCGCGGAGGAGGAGGACGGCGCCCGGCCCAGGGGAGGACUGACUCUCGGGCGCAGAAGUGGCCUCUCCUUGUGCCCCAGACUGUCCGAAUCGCUUUUAUUUUCUUAUCCUUUCAGUAUACUCGAUAGACCAAAGAGCAAAAUCUAUUUUAACGCGGACUCGCCCUCACCGUCAGAGUCCCGGGUUCGAGUGGGGGGCACCGGGGCAGAGACAUGCCGGUGGCCCCGGCAGGGCGGAGAGGGCGGCCCCGGCAGAGGCCUCCGCCCCACGAACACUGCGAUGCCCUCUGAGGGGCCGAGCCAGCCGGAGGACCCCGAGGCAGCCCCGAGGGACGCGCGGCAAUGUCCCCGCGCAGACCCCUCGAGCGCGCCUGCCGGACACGGACGGCCGCGCGCACCCCGCUCCUCUGUACUUAGGUGGACUCGAUCGUACUAAAAUCACUUUCUGUUUUAACCAGUUAGACAUGCCUCUCUACAGCUCCAUUUCGAUGGUGGGAUAAUCCAGUAUUCGCCAAGAGCAUGUUGGGUCUCCCGUGACUGCUGUCUCAUUCGAUACACCAUUUAGCUCCAGAAAGCAAAUUAAAGGAAACGAAAGUAACACUUGUUUGAAAGAGAUCAUUAAAUGUAUUUUGCAAAGCCUAAAGUUA
Messenger RNA from Ceratotherium simum simum (southern white rhinoceros), 1376 nucleotides. RefSeq names its product TAFA chemokine like family member 5 (gene TAFA5). Gene Ontology annotation, biological process: G protein-coupled receptor signaling pathway. Gene Ontology annotation, molecular function: G protein-coupled receptor binding; receptor ligand activity. NCBI's taxonomy places the organism in Eukaryota, Metazoa, Chordata, Mammalia, Perissodactyla, Rhinocerotidae. The record is from RefSeq and is a predicted model, not a curated record.